Messenger RNA from Trifolium pratense (red clover), 2117 nucleotides. RefSeq names its product polyphenol oxidase A1, chloroplastic-like. Gene Ontology annotation, biological process: pigment biosynthetic process. The coding region runs from base 139 to 1941 and encodes 600 amino acids. The record is from RefSeq and is a predicted model, not a curated record. Gene Ontology annotation, molecular function: catechol oxidase activity. The transcript has a single exon. NCBI's taxonomy places the organism in Eukaryota, Viridiplantae, Streptophyta, Magnoliopsida, Fabales, Fabaceae.
UUAUUGGAUGCGUCCAAUAUAAUUAUCUUUGUAGUUAUUCUCAAUAUCAAUAAUGCAAGAUGCAUGCAUGGAACUUUAUGCCAUGAUUUUUCACUAUAAAAGUACUCCAAAUAUGACACAAAAAUAAGAUAGCUAAACAUGGCAUCUAUCCCAUCCUCACCUCUCUCACUUAUGUCCUUCAAUGUCUCUUCCAAUUUCAAUACCUCAUCCUCUUUACUAUAUCCAUUUUCCCAAAAACAUCAACCCUCUAAAAAUAGAAAACCAAAGCACCAUCAAAUAACAUGCACUUCCAAUGAUACUAACCAAAAUAGUCCUAAAGAACAAGAACAAAAAUCAUCACCAAGAAGAAAUGUUCUAAUAGGUCUAGGAGGACUUUAUGGUGCUACCACUUUUACAAACAACAACUCACUAGCCUUUGGUGCUCCAGUGCCAAUUCCAGAUCUCACCUCAUGUGUAGUUCCACCAAUAGAGUUACCAGAUGAUAUGAAAAUAAUAAACCCUCCACUCAGUUGUUGUCCACCAUUUUCCUCAGACAUCAUAGAUUUUAAGUUCCCUACUUUUAAAAAAUUAAGGGUAAGACCAGCUGCACAAUUAGUUACUGAUGAUUAUUUUGCAAAAUACAAUAAAGCCCUUGAACUCAUGAGAGCCCUACCAAAUGAUGAUCCAAGAAGUUUUUACCAACAAGCUAACAUUCAUUGUGCUUAUUGUGUUGGUGGUUAUACACAAAAAGGUUACGACGCUGAACUACAAGUUCAUAAUUCUUGGCUAUUUUUGCCUUUCCAUCGUUGGUAUCUUUAUUUUUAUGAGAGAAUCUUAGGUAGUUUAAUCAAUGAUCCUACUUUUGCCAUACCCUUUUGGAAUUGGGAUGCUCCUGAUGGCAUGCAAAUUCCUUCCAUUUUUACAAAUCCAAAUUCUUCCCUUUAUGACCCUAGAAGAAAUCCCACACAUCAACCACCAACAAUCGUUGACCUAAACUAUAACAAAGCUAAUGAUAAGCCUGCUACUAAUCCAAGUGCAGAAGAACAAAUCAAAAUCAACCUUACUUGGAUGCAUAAACAAAUGAUCUCCAACAGCAAGACCAAUAGACAAUUUCUUGGAAGCCCUUAUCGCGGCGGUGACACACCUUUCAAAGGUGCCGGCUCAUUAGAAAAUAUUCCACAUACACCUAUUCAUAUAUGGACCGGUGAUCCAAGACAGCCUCAUGGAGAGGACAUGGGACAUUUCUAUGCCGCCGGAAGAGAUCCACUUUUUUACGCUCACCAUGCAAAUGUGGAUAGGAUGUGGUCUGUUUGGAAAACGUUAGGUAAAAAAAGGAAGGAUUUCACUGACCCGGAUUGGCUAGAGUCUGAAUUUCUAUUUUAUGAUGAGAAUAAGAAUCUUGUUAAAGUGAAAGUCAAGGAUUGUGCUAAUGAUAGAAAGCUUGGUUAUGUUUAUCAAGAUGUUGACAUUCCUUGGAUAAAAUAUAAAUCUAAACCUAGUAGGAGAGUUAAGUCUAAGGAUAAGAAUAAGUCAACCAGAAAAUUGGUUGAUAAGUUUCCUAUUGUUUUGGAUUCGGUUGUGAGUAUCAACGUGACGAGGCCAAAGAAGUCGAGGAAUUCCAAGGAGAAGGAAGAUGAAGAGGAGAUUUUGGUGAUUGAUGGGAUCGAGUAUGAUAACAAAACUGAAGUGAAGUUUGAUGUUAUUGUGAAUGAUGAAGAUGAUAAGGAGAUUGGGGGUGAAAAUACCGAGUUUGCUGGAUCCUAUGUGAGUGUGCUUCAUGUACAUGAUCACGGAAAAAAUAAGAAGAAGAAGAAUAAUAAUAUUGUUACUUGUUUAAGACUUGGAUUAACGGAUUUGUUGGAGGAUUUGAAAGCUGAUGAUGAUGAUAGUAUCGUGGUUACAUUGAUUCCUAGAUACGGUAAUGUCAAAAUUAGUGGCAUCAAGAUAGAGCUUGAAGAUUGAAAAAAUUUAGUGUCAUUUAUGUUGAUAGAGUUUCCUUUUUCUUAUUUUGUUUUCUUGUCAAAUAAAUGGUGCAAUUCCAUCCUCAAGUUGGUGAUUGGUGCAAACGAGGAAAUAUUGUUUUUUAUGAGUAAAUGAGGAAAUAUUGUUAUAUAAGGAUCGAUGAUCCAUUUGUUAAA